Pelagomonas calceolata is the source of this 1354-nucleotide messenger RNA. NCBI's taxonomy places the organism in Eukaryota, Pelagophyceae, Pelagomonadales, Pelagomonadaceae. The record is from the annotation of a GenBank genome assembly.
CACGUACGCAGCAGCGGCCCAGGAACGAGCAGUUGCAAGCCCGUUGACACGCAAUUAGAGCAGCCUUGCAACGUCCCGGCCCAGCGCUGCCACGGGGCGCCGCACGUCGCGCCCGGCGCCUCCCGGCGAGCUUCACCCAUAGCAGAGGACUUGGCCUUGCACCAUGGUCGCGACGCGGCGCAGCAGCGCCUCUGGUAAAGCCGCGCCCGAAAAGCCGCCGCGGCCGCCGCCGGCCGUGACGCAGCCGGGCUUCUGGCGGUCCUUUGCCACAAGAGCAAAAGCGGCGCUCGCGAUGAUGGUCUGCUUCUUAUGUAUCCUGUGGGCGGGCCACUUUUAUGUGUGGUUAUUGAUAUUGAUGCUCCAAGUUUUGAGUUUCCGGGAAUUACUUAAUGUGAGGUACCAGGACUACAAGAAGGACACCGAGAAGGCGAUGCCCUUGUUUCGUACCUUACAGUGGGGCUGGUUCUACGCGGCCCAGUUUUAUGUUUAUGCGGACUUUGUGCAUGAGUUUGCCCUCCAGAACCACACGCAGCAUAAACUCACGCAGCCCUUCUCGCGGUACUGGGAGGCGAUCUCGUUCUUCCUAUAUUGUGUGGUUUUCACCUUAUCGGUCUACACGCUGCGGGUGGAUGCUGUCAGAUAUCAGGUCGGUCAAUUAAGCUGGACCAUCGUGACGCUGUGUAUCGUCGUGGGGCAGAUGAAGUUCGUCGCGCACAACAUCUUCGAGGGGCUCUUUUGGUUCUUCUUCCCCGUCUGGCUCGUCGUGCACAACGACUGCUGGGCCUAUGCCUGGGGGGCGUUACUGGGGAGGCGGUUCAUCACGCAGCCGUUCUUCUCGCUCUCGCCGAAGAAAACGUGGGAGGGCUUCGUGGGCGCGCUGGUGUCGACGAUCGUCGUCGCGUUCUACACGGCGCCCCUCUUCGCGAGGAGCAGGUGGCUGAGCUGCCCGGCCACGUCCCUGACGUUACGGUUCCACGAGCCGCUCGCGUGCGAGCCCGCGGCCGUGUUCCGGACGCGGAGCGAGAUGAAGCUCGGUUUCGUCACGUUACGUGACGUGAGCCCGAUCCAGCUCCACGCCGUGGUCUUCGGGCUGUUCGCGUCGGUCGUCGCGCCGUUCGGCGGCUUCCUCGCGUCGGCGAUCAAGCGCGCGUACGAGGUGAAGGACUUCGACUCGCUGAUCCCGGGCCACGGCGGCGUCACGGAUCGCGUGGACUGCGAGUUCAUCAUGGCGCUCUUCGUCUACGUCUACCACAAGACGUUCAUCGCCGAGCCCGAGGGCUGGCGCGCGCUCGCGGCGGCGGCCGCGCGGCUCCCCGAGGGCGACAGGAGGUUAUUGGCGGGGGCGAUAUGCUAA